AUGGAUCUGAAGCAGAAGGAAAGUCUUGGCAUUGGUCAUGUCGACGCUGUGGUUGUGAAUGAUCCGCAUCUGCAGCCACCCGAAGCAUCGCCACUGCCGUGGUACAAGCAGACAGAGUUGAGGAAGCUCUACUUCAUGAUGGUGUUUCUCUUCCUCGGCUCGACGACACUAGGUUACGAUGGAAGCUUGUUGAACGGACUUCAGACUAUGCAAUCGUGGCAGACCUUCUUUGACCACCCCAAGGGAAGUCGGCUUGGAAUCUUUGGUGCCAUGCCAGGUUUCGGCGGUCUCUUCGUCCUCCUCUUCGCGCCCUACAUCGCCGACGGCCUCGGCCGAAAAUGGGGUACCGCCAUCGGCUGCAUUCUCGUCGUCUUUGGCGCGCUGCUGCAAUCAUUCCCCGUCGGAUCUGGCUCCAGGAGAGAGGCAAUGUACCUAGUCGGGCGCUUCAUCAUGGGUGCGGGUUCCAAUAUCUCCAACGGCACUUGUCCCCUCCUCAUCACGGAAGUGGCGCAUCCCCGGCACCGCGGCAAAGUUACAACGCUGUAUAACACGCUCUGGUACUUGGGGAGUAUCAUCGCGGCCUGGUCCUGCCUCGGGACGCUCAUCCAUCAGUCAGGUGACCUACAAUGGCGACUACCCACCGGGUUGCAGUGCAUGAUGCCGGGCAUCCAGUUGAUGGCUGUCUGGUUUCUGCCCGAGAGCCCUAGAUGGCUGAUCAGCAAGGGCAAGGAGGCCGAGGCGAAGAAGGUUCUCAUCAAGUACCACGGCAACAACAACGAAAACGACGAAUUUGUGCGCUGGGAGUUUGCCGAGAUUUCUAGCAUCCUCAGGCUAGAGAAGGACGCCGCGGCGCAGAGCGGUUGGAUGGAACUCGUCCGGACGCCAGGUAACCGCAAGCGUUGCGGGCUGAUCAUCGCGACAGCCAUCUUCAGUCAAUGCAGUGGAAAUGGAUUGGUUUCGUACUAUCUCGCCGUGAUUCUAGGUACUAUUGGUAUCAAGGACUCAAUCACACAAUCUUACAUCAACGGCGGCCUAACCAUCUGGUCCGGACUCGUCUCGCUUACGGCCGCCUUCUUCGUCGACCGAAUCGGACGCCGGGCCCUCUUCCUCUUUGCUGGCGUCGGCAUGCUCAUCUCAUUUUCCGCCUGGACGGCCUGCAGCGCAGUAUACGCCCAAACCCAGUCUUCAUCGGCAGGUAUCGCCGUCGUGGCCAUGAUUUUCGUUUUUUACGGUGUUGCUGGAGCCGCGUGGCCGGGUCUAACUGUGUCCUACACGGUCGAGAUCCUGCCGUUCAACAUCCGCGCAAAGGGACUCACUCUAUCUUUUUGCUUCACUACGUUGAGUGCUGUCUUCAACCAGUGGGUCAACCCAUUGGGGCUUGAGCAGCUGGGGUGGCACUUUUACUUUGUCUACAUUGCCGUUCUGGUAAUUGAAUGCUUGGUCAUCUACUUCUUCUUCGUGGAGACAAGAGGUCCAACAUUGGAGGAGAUUUCGAUGCUUUUCGAUGCCAAAGACUCCGCGGCUGGAGUUGCUAGUCUUCAAGCCCAGGUAAAGGUUGGGGAGGCCCAUAAAAGAGAAGCGCAUGAGAACGACCAGCCAUUCCGAAUGGGAAAAGUAGAGCCACAGAACUGA
Messenger RNA from Colletotrichum orchidophilum, 1632 nucleotides. RefSeq lists its product as uncharacterized. Gene Ontology annotation, cellular component: membrane. Gene Ontology annotation, biological process: transmembrane transport; carbohydrate transport. The record is from RefSeq and is a predicted model, not a curated record. Lineage: Eukaryota; Fungi; Ascomycota; Sordariomycetes; Glomerellales; Glomerellaceae. Gene Ontology annotation, molecular function: carbohydrate:proton symporter activity. The transcript is spliced from 6 exons. The coding region runs from base 1 to 1632 and encodes 543 amino acids.